ACUCCUUUGUCCUUUUUUAUUUACUUUCAGAUGUUAUAUAACUAUAUGUCACUAGGUGUAUACAAACAGCUAGUGUUACACACGUCUCUUCAGCCAAAAUAUUAAUUUUCGUAAGGUUGAAAAGAAUGCCGCUUAGUCAGAAAGUUCCGACUUGGGCCGCCGUUCCGGCUGUGUUGGCCGUAUUUUCCGUGAUUUCAUAUCAGACCAUAAUUGCGCCGGACAAUUUAAAAGGCACGAAACAUGUAUUGUCGAUGGCUAAGACCAUACCACUUCCUGUUCAUGGACCAGAGAGCAUCGAGUGGGAUCCACAAGGAGGAGGUCCUUAUGCUGCCGUCGUGGACGGCCGUAUUCUCAAGUGGCAAGGCGAUGGUAUAGGCUGGGUUGAGUUCGCUUACACAUCUCCUCACAGAGGGAACUGUUCAAGGCAUGAAGUAGUGCCUACUUGUGGAAGACCACUAGGACUUAAAUUCGAGAAGAAAACAGGAGACUUGUACAUCUGCGACGGUUACCUUGGGGUCAUGAAGGUUGGACCAGAGGGAGGCUUGGCUGAGUUGGUCGUGGACCAGGCCGAAGGUCGCAAAGUAAUGUUCGCCAACCAAAUAGAUAUCGACGAAGAGGAAGAUGUCUUGUACUUCAAUGAUAGUAGUGACAAGUAUCAUUUCAGGGAGGUAUUUUACGUGGCUUCUAACGGCGACCGGACGGGAAGAGUGAUCAGAUACAAUAAGAAGACAAAAGAGGCCAAAGUUGUGAUGGAUAACCUCCGUUGUAACAACGGUUUGGCUCUAAACAAAGACCGGUCUUUUCUAAUCUCAUGCGAGUCUUCCACAGGCCUUGUCCACCGAUACUGGAUCAAAGGUCCCAAAGCCGGGACUCGCGAUAUCUUCGCCAAGGUUCCAGGUUACCCCGACAACAUCCGCUUGACACCGACGGGGGACUUCUGGCUUGGCAUACACUGCAAGAAAAACCCGUUAGGGCGGUUUAUGAUUAAUAACCGGUGGCUCGGGAAAAUAGUUGAAAAGACAGUGAACUUGGACUUGUUGAUUGCAGUAAUGAACGGGUUUAAGCCGCAUGGGAUCGCCGUGAAAAUCUCCGGAGAGACAGGGGAGAUCCUUGAGGUACUUGAGGACAUAGAAGGGAAGACGAUGCAGUAUGUAAGUGAGGCUUAUGAGAGAGAUGAUGGAAAGUUAUGGUUCGGGUCCGUUUUCACGCCUGCCGUAUGGGUUCUUGAUCGCAAAUGAGUAGUAGUAAUUCGGCUUGUUGUACGUAGCCAUGUGAUCCCUUGUGUGUUUUAAAUCAACAUUUGUUUUAUAUAUGGUUUUCUUUUCUAUAAAUAAAAAUACAAAUCGAAAUUGUUUUAAAGGUUCUAGUGAGUUUGGCAUGUAUAUUUGCUUUUGUAUAUGUAGUUUUUCUUGUUGUCCGGUA
Molecule: messenger RNA, 1422 nt
Organism: Eutrema salsugineum
Lineage: Eukaryota; Viridiplantae; Streptophyta; Magnoliopsida; Brassicales; Brassicaceae
Product: protein STRICTOSIDINE SYNTHASE-LIKE 9
Exons: 3
Coding region: 126-1238 (370 amino acids)
Biological process (GO): biosynthetic process
Molecular function (GO): strictosidine synthase activity
Source: RefSeq, a predicted model, not a curated record